AUGAGAGAUGAAAAGCACUCAACAAGUUGUGGAACCAUUUUCAUUUUGUGGAUCUUAUCAAGAUUGAAAAGUCUCAUAAAAUUCAGAAGCAAUUUGGAAAGUUUAUUGGAACAACAUGGAAAUUUACCAAAGACUAGUCUUCAAAUGAAUGAACCUUUGUGUAGGCACAGAAAUAGUGUUACGGAAAAUCAUGAUUUCAAAAAAAAUUUGCCUAGAUGA
Clunio marinus is the source of this 219-nucleotide messenger RNA. Lineage: Eukaryota; Metazoa; Arthropoda; Insecta; Diptera; Chironomidae. The record is from the annotation of a GenBank genome assembly.